AUGUGGGUGAAGCCGCAGGAGGUGCUGCUCGCCAACGCGUUCUGGAUUACUGAGCAGGCAACUGUGUAUUUCGUUCUGCAACGUCGCAAAGGACAUGGAAAAACGAAAGGUCUUACCUCCAUCCUGGUGGGCACGUUAGACAGUGUUUUCGACACUAAACCACCACCCUUUAGAAUUCUUCAUCAGACACCGUCGUCGGAAGUUUAUUGGGAAGUGGCAUGUUCCUUGACCCGCGAGGAGAUUUUGCAGGAUUGGGAAUGGCUCCACUCGAAUUUAAUGACUACGCUCACGUCGUUCGACACCGAGGAGGAGAUAACGGAAUUUGUUUGCUGCAAAAUUCAAUCUAUAAUAGCAAACAACAUUCCAGAUUCCCAGUUUGCAGAGGAAGAGGACCCAGAGUCUUUUAAAACUGUGUCUUUUAAAUUCCACCAAUUGUUCAAUAUACCUAAAGAGGACAAAUUGGUCAAUUAUUAUUCAUGCAGUUACUGGAAAUCACGAUUACCUAGACAAGGAUGGCUCUACUUAUCUGUAAAUCACAUGUGCUUUUAUGCUUACAUACUGGCAAGAGAAACGAAGCUGACUGUAAGAUGGACAGACAUUACGGAAUUGAGCAAAACUAAUUCCCUUAUAGUUCCAGAUAGUAUACGCGUCGUAACACGUGACAAUAAAGAGCAUUAUUUUUCUAUGUUUUUACAUAAAUCAGAAACGUAUUCGUUAAUGGAACAACUGACCAAUAUUGCUAUGAAAAGACUCAUUGAUGAAAAAAGUGGAUUUAAUGAGGAUAGAGACUUACUGAAUAAAUUAAGCAAAAAUGUGCCUAAGAAGCCAUCUUUCUUGAAGAGGGAUCUGGAUGCACGUGCACAUUCGGAAACGUACAGGCUUCAAUUUAGGUUGCCGGGAGCAGAGAAAUUAGAUGGUAGCAUCGAUGCCACUUUAUGGACUCCAUAUAACAAAAGAUAUGUCUGGGGGAAGAUAUAUUUAUCUCAAAAUUAUCUUUGUUUUGAAAGUAGGGUAAGAAGACAGGUCGGUUUAGUUAUACCUCUGAGGGAAGUAACACUCGUUGAAUCGGCGGAAAAUCAGUCCAGCACGGGAGCGGAUAAGUCGAUAUUAAUUACAACGGCGCGUUCGUCCUUUCUAUUCGCUCAGAUACACGAUAGAGAUUUCGUGGUACAGAAAAUUUCCGAGCUCUUAGCAAAGUCUAAACUUAAUUAUACAACUAGAGAAAACGUAUGUUUGCCAAAUUCCUCGAGCAGUAACAUCAGCAAUUGCGAGGAAGCGAAACCUACGGAACAGUGGAAACCACAACCGCCAUUGAUGACACUUUUCAAGGCUCCGCUGACUCCCGAAGCCGCAUUGAAGCAAGAAGCUAAAGAGAAGCAAUGGGAGCUUCAUUUCGCGGAAUAUGGAAGAGGAAUUACAAUGUAUAGGACUACAGAAACUACGAAGCUCAUUAUUCAAGGAAUACCACAAACCCUCAGAGGGGAAAUUUGGCUCACCUUUUCUGGUGCCUUAAAUGAGAAGGCAAUGAAUCCAGAUUUAUACAAAUCAUUGGUCGAACAAUCCCUUGGUAAAUCAUGUCAAGCAAAUGAAGAGAUCGAAAGGGAUUUGCAUAGAUCAUUACCGGAACAUCCAGCUUUCCAAUCGGACACUGGAAUCAACGCGCUGCGAAGGGUGCUAUCUGCCUACGCAUGGCGAAAUCCUCAGAUCGGUUAUUGUCAGGCAAUGAAUAUAGUAGCUUCAGUUCUGCUAAUUUACUGUUCUGAGGAGUCAGCGUUCUGGCAGUUAUGCAAUGUUUGCGAAUCAUUACUGCCGGAUUACUAUGAUCGGAGAGUAGUCGGUGCUCUCGUUGACCAAGGUCUUUUAGAGGAACUGGCAGCCGAGCAUUUGCCAGUUCUACACGCCAAGUUACAGGAGCUUGGCUUAAUUAAAGUUAUCUCAUUAUCUUGGUUUUUAACUAUAUUCUUGAGCGUCAUGCCAACGAGUAGCGCUGUAAAUAUUAUGGAUUGUUUCUUCUAUGAUGGAGCAAAAGUUAUUUUUCAGAUAGCAUUGACUGUGUUGGAAUGGAAUCAAGACAAGUUACUCAACUGUCGCGAUGACGGAGAAGCUAUGCAACUGUUAACAGAUUAUCUUGGUGGUGUUUAUAACGAUGAAGGCCCGAUAUUUCCUAGACCAGUUGAUAGUGCAUCACCUAGUAAGAGUAUAUCUGUCCAAACAUUAAUUUAUGAAGCAUACUCGAGAUAUGGAUCUUUAACAAUUGGUGGGAUAGAAAGAUUGCGCCUGAAGCAUAGACUGAGGGUAGUUCAAAGCCUCGAAGAUGGAAUUGAGAAAAACGUAAUCAGAAGCGUUAUUGUUGAUAAAUACAUGAAAAUGGAAGAGUUGCAGGAAUUGUUAAGUUUAGUGAGAGAAGAGUUAAUGAGCCAACGAAAAUCUGAACCCGACCGCUACGAUCCGACCCAACCGCCGUAUGAAGCGUACAAAGUAGAUUUUGAUUUAUUCAGAAUAUUAUUUGGUGGUUUAUCUCCGUGGGGAAAAUGCACUCAAGCUGAAUCUCUUGCUGCGCGAUUAUUUCGUCUGAUGGACCGUAAUCGUGACGGUUUGCUAAACUUUCGGGAACUAGUGCAGGCUAUAGGGAUGACAGCAACAGCUGAUUUAACGCAGAGAUUAAAGCUAUUGUACACGGUGCAUUUACCGCCACUUCUUAUGCCUACCGACUUUGAAUCGCCAACACAUUCAGCGGAUGGAGCCGAAGUGGCAGCGGAAGCUACGGAUUUUUUCGACAGCAUGGAACAGAGUGUAGCUUCCUUGGAAAUGCCGAUUAGCCUGGCAGAAGAGCCGACCUUAGGCACUUUAUCAAGAUCCACGAGCUUGAAUAGCCAACCAGGUGACCAAUCGUGGGAAGUUCAGAGUAUGGGUAGCUUGCGUUCGAUGAUAGCGUCAAAAGACAGUCCAUUGGAUCUUAAAACCGUGCCAAAAAUGUCUCAAGGACACUUUAUAGCAUUAUGGAAAACUCUUUACGACAUGUUUCCUGCUCAACCCGAAGAACAAGAAACGUAUCAUUGCAUCGCUUCCAUAGGUACCCUUCUGCUCCAAUUAGGGGACGUUGGCAAGAAAUUCUAUGUAGAGAGAGAAGAAUCUGAAGAUAGUUUGCUUCUAGCUGCUUCUGCAGCUCAACAGGCUUCUUCGGUUAUCGAAAGGUCACCCGACCGUAAUGGAAAUCCAUCGAGCAUAGCGUCAUCCGCUGAUCCUGAUUGGGCGAUAACUGUCGAGCAGUUUUUAGCAUCUGUUUUGACUGGUCAAGCAAUCGUAGACUUCUUCAGUAAACGAACCGACCUCAUGGAAGCUAUGACAACGUUGAAAAAUCGUAGAUUUAAUCGGGUUCAUUCUUUAUCAGAUACACCUGCCCUGAAUGGAUGACACAUGGUAAUUAACGUGUGAGAGAAUAGUACAUCUAUUUUUAUCCAUGAUUGGCUUAGAUAAAUUGACGAAGGAGAAAACAGAAUUGCUUAAAAGGAAUCUAUAUAUUAUUAUCAGAGAAUGCAAAUUUUAAUUUGGAGAGAAGCGCAUUUGCAUGAAUGACAAUACGUGCAAUAUAAUAGUUAUAAACACACACACACACACAAAAUACAAGUUCAUUUAUAAAAUACCAAGAAGUAUAAUCGCGUCAAGAUUUGUAUAAUUGUUAUUUUCUAAAUUUUUGUUAUACUCUUUUGCGAAUGAAAUAAUACAUUCUGCGUUGUUUGAUUUGAUAAAAUCUCUUUUACAGAUAAAUAGAUUCAAUUUCAAAUCAUUGUAUUCCAAAUCAUUAUAUUAAUUAUAAAUAUGAUUAUUUUUAAAAUAUAUCUGUUAACAAUAGUAUAAUUUUAUCAUUAGUUUUUUUUAAUUUCUUUAAUAAGGCAAAUGUAGGCCUACCUUAUCAAUCAUCGCAAAUGUAUAAUAGCGCAUCAAUAGUAAAUAAGGUAAAAAUCUGAAAAAAUUAUUCUAUUACUUUAAAAAUUAUCCAUGUAUAAGUAACAUGAAUUUUCGAACAUCUAAUACUGACACGACGCAUUUUUAAGGAGAAAUAUCUAAGAAAAUGACAUUAUCCAGAUUUAUUUGGAAUUGUUGAACUAUUUUUGUUUUCUGCAGAUAUAUCAAACGGUUGCGAGAAAUGCAACAUGUAUGGUAAGAAAUAUUGGCUGUACGUCAGCUAUUUACGUAUAGGUUUAUUUUAUUCUCUAAUUUUGCUUUACAUUAAACAUUAUUAUAUAUAAAUGUCACAUAUUCCUCAGGUAUCAUUUUCUUAGCUAUUAUAAAAGGCAAGUUAAAAUAUUAAAUACAUAAUUGGAAAUUAAAGAAAUUACUUGUACCUAGAAAUCUUCAACGAAACAUAGUAAGGACAAAAUUCUUGAUUGACGUCAUAUUAUUAAUCUUUUUUUAUAUGGCAAAUUCUAAACCAAGAUAUACGAAUACAUGUAAAAUACUCGAACAAAAGUAUACCAUGUUAUCUUGAACAGAAGUAAUAGGGCAAAACAUUUUUGUGAUUUGUUUAGCCGUGAUACCAGAUUCAGAAUUUAUAUACCCCAAUUUCUUUAAGCAAACAGAAGCAUAUGUAUAAGAAAUCACCCUAUUUAUAAAUAAUAUACGUAAAUGAUGCAAAAGCUAAUCUGUGUAUUCUAACGAGAUGUAACGCAAUUUUGAUAUGCAGUAUUAUUUGAUUACUGAUCAUUGCCUUCCAAUUAUACAAGUUUCUUAUUAACCGAUUCAUUCAUAAAGAGUUCCAGUAAGCAUUGGGAUUUGAUUUUCCAGUAAAUAAGUUAUAGGGAUAACUCAUUGUGAAAAAAAGGAACAGAUUAAAAAAUUAAAAAAUCUUUUUAGAAUUUUGAAUUCUUCCUAAAUCAAAACUGUAUCUUGGUUCAUUCAAUUUCAAAAAUUCAUAAUCAUGGUACGAAAUAAAAAC
Molecule: messenger RNA, 4936 nt
Organism: Temnothorax curvispinosus
Lineage: Eukaryota; Metazoa; Arthropoda; Insecta; Hymenoptera; Formicidae
Gene: Tbc1d8-9
Product: TBC1 domain family member 9
Exons: 19
Coding region: 1-3414 (1137 amino acids)
Molecular function (GO): calcium ion binding
Source: RefSeq, a predicted model, not a curated record